AUGUGCCCGCGGUCGCGGCGGGGCGAUGAAGCCGCGAUGAGCGCGGCGGGCGCGGGCACCGUGCGGCCCUGGAAGCCCGACCCGGGGCAGGCGCACGGGGGGCGGCCGCCGGGGCCGGCGCUGCCGCUGACCCUGAGCGUGCUGGCCUGGCUGGGCACCGGCACCACCAUGGCCGGCCUCAACAAGUGGAUCUUCGCGGCGCACGGGUUCCGCUACCCGCUGCUGCUCUCGGCGCUGCACAUGCUGUCCGGCGUGGCCGUGGGGUACCCGCUGGGCUGGGCGCGGGCACCGGGCCCCCGGCCCCGCGCCAGGAUCUACCUGCUCAGCCUCACCUUCUGCACCAGCGUGGCCCUGGGCAACCUGGGCCUGAGCUACGUGCAGCUGGACGUGGCCCAGGCCGUGGCCACCACCACGCCGCUGGUGACGCUGCUGCUGGGGCUGCUGGGGGGCCGGCGGCCGCACCCGCUGCAGUUCUGGGCCAUGGGGCCGGUGUGCGCCGGGGCCGCCUGCAGCAUCGCCGGCGGGCUCUGCUUCUCCCAGCCCGGCUGCGGCUUCCUCCUGGCCGCCACCGUGCUCCGCGCCCUCAAGUCCAUCCAGCAGAGUGUGCUGCUGCAGGAGGACCGUCUGGACGCACUGUCCCUGCUGGGCCUGACGUCCCUGCCCAGCUUCGUGCUGCUGUUCGGGGCGGCCGUGGCGCUGGAGCUGGGCCCCUCGUGGCAGGGCGUCCUUCGCCCCGACGCCGCGCUCUGGGGCUGCGUCCUGCUCAGCUGCCUGGGCUCCGUCCUCUACAACCUGGCCACCUCCUGCCUCCUGUCCCUCACGUCUGCCCUCACGCUGCACCUCCUGGGCAGCCUCACCGUGGUGGGCAACCUGCUGCUGUCGUGGCUGCUGUUCGGCACGCGGCUGGGCGCGCUGGGCUACGCCGGCGUGGCGCUGACGCUGGCGGGGAUGGUGCUGUACCACCAGCCCCGGCUCCUGGCCGCCUGCUGGGGCCUGCGCGGGCUGUGGCAGCACCCGCGCCACGAAUAG
Molecule: messenger RNA, 1029 nt
Organism: Agelaius phoeniceus (red-winged blackbird)
Lineage: Eukaryota; Metazoa; Chordata; Aves; Passeriformes; Icteridae
Gene: SLC35E4
Product: solute carrier family 35 member E4
Source: RefSeq, a predicted model, not a curated record